AUGAAGCUAUCCCGCGCCCUGACAGUCUUCCUCCUCCACCUUACGUCCACUGCAUUGGCAGCGGAUGUCAACGCAUGGAAGUCUCGCAAUAUUUACUUUGCUUUGACGGAUCGCAUUGCCCGCAGUAGCGAUGAUGCUGGUGGAAGUGCUUGCAGUAACCUUGGAGACUACUGCGGCGGGACCUUCCAAGGCUUGCAGUCCAAGCUUGACUACAUCAAGGGGAUGGGGUUCGAUGCUAUCUGGAUCACUCCCGUGCUGACCACCAUCCUUUCUCCAGAUGCUCCGGGUGGUUAUCAUGGUUAUUGGGCACAGGAUCUCUAUAGUAUCAACUCCAACUAUGGCACCGCUGAUGACCUCAAAAGCCUGGUCAAUGCUGCUCAUGAGAAGGCAAGUCUAGGAAUGUAUGUCAUGGCGGACGUAGUGGCCAACCACAUGGGAAGUCCCAUCAGCGAUAACAAGCCCGAGCCACUGAACCAGGAGAGCUCUUACCAUUCAUCCUGCACAAUUGACUACUCAGACCAGAGUAGCAUUGAAGAUUGCCGUAUCGCAUCAGACCUGCCCGAUGUCAACACAGAAAGUUCCGAAAUUCGGACCCUCUUCCAGGAGUGGAUCAGCUGGCUGGUGAAGGAAUACCAGUUUGACGGGCUGCGUAUCGACACGGUCAAGCAUGUUGAAAAAGACUUCUGGCCGGGCUUCUGCUCUGCCGCCGGCGUCUACACCAUCGGCGAAGUCUGGGACGGCGACCCAAACUACCUUGCUGGAUACGCAAACAGUAUGGACGCUGUGCUCAACUACGCAAUCUACUAUCCCAUGAACCGAUUCUACCAGCAACAGGGGUCCUCCGCCGACAUCGUCAGCAUGCACGAUCAAAUAACUUCCCUGUUCCCCAACCCAAGCGCCCUCGGCACGUUCCUGGACAACCACGACAACGCCCGUUGGCUGAGCCAGAAGAACGACGUCUCCCUGCUGAAGAACGCCCUCGCCUAUGUCAUUCUCGCCCGCGGCAUCCCCAUCGUGUACUACGGCACGGAGCAGGGCUACGCGGGCGGCAAUGACCCCGCAAACCGCGAGGACCUAUGGCGCAGCAACUUCGACACCGACGCCGACUUGUAUCAGGCCAUAUCCCGGCUCUCGGCGGCGAGGGCAUCAUUUGGCGGGCUUGCGGAUGACGACCAUGUCCAUCUGUAUGUCGCUGAUACGGCGUACGCGUGGAGCAGGGCCGGUGGGGACCUGAUUGUCCUCACAUCUAAUAGUGGAUCUGGCUCUGAGUCUCAGUACUGCUUCAAUUCAAAGAAGCCUGGUGGAUCAUGGAACAACACCUUUGGAACGGGAACAUAUACUGCUGAUGGUGACGGGCAACUCUGCGUCACCACCUCGAAUGGUGAACCCGUGGUGCUGGUUGCAGAUGUGUAG
This is a messenger RNA of Aspergillus terreus NIH2624, 1413 nucleotides long. RefSeq lists its product as uncharacterized. The record is from RefSeq and is a predicted model, not a curated record. The transcript has 3 exons. Gene Ontology annotation, biological process: carbohydrate metabolic process. Gene Ontology annotation, molecular function: alpha-amylase activity; calcium ion binding. NCBI's taxonomy places the organism in Eukaryota, Fungi, Ascomycota, Eurotiomycetes, Eurotiales, Aspergillaceae. Bases 1 to 1413 code for a protein of 470 amino acids.